Exophiala oligosperma is the source of this 1944-nucleotide messenger RNA. RefSeq lists its product as uncharacterized. The transcript has a single exon. NCBI's taxonomy places the organism in Eukaryota, Fungi, Ascomycota, Eurotiomycetes, Chaetothyriales, Herpotrichiellaceae. The record is from RefSeq and is a predicted model, not a curated record. Bases 1 to 1944 code for a protein of 647 amino acids.
AUGUACCGAUACCUGCCUCUUGAUGAGAAUCUUAAACAGAUCAGGCUCUUUCGGUCCACAGAGCCUCUCAACAUGGAAAGUAAGAUUCUGGAUAUCGAGACACUGGCUGGUUCUACAAAGAUGAAGUACACGCCGACUCCGUGGGCACAAGGCUCUUUGCCUAUAAGCAUGGAGACAUUCUCUCUGCUUCAAAUGCCUCCCUUCACAGCGAUAUCUUAUGUGUGGGGCUCUCCUGAGAGAGAACAUACAAUAUCAUGCUCGGGUCAAUCUCUCAGGGUCACGAAGAAUCUCAAAGACGCUCUGCAAAUUCUCACUUUUCGACCUGGAUGGUUCUGGGCCGAUGCUAUAUGUAUUGACCAGGAGAAUAUCCCAGAACGAAAUAGUCAGGUGCAGCUUAUGAAAGAAAUCUAUUCCUCCGCGUCUGAAGUGGUCGCACAUGUAGGGCAGCCAGCUAGAUACGAGGGCGUUUUGACGACACUAGCAUUGGAUGAAGCGAUUCACUUUUUGAAUGAGGUCAACGGCGGACGGCUCGUCGAUGAAACAGAAAUACGCAAAAAUCGGAACCAGUUCAACCGUGCUUUCACGGACCUUCUUUCGAGCCCCUGGUUUUCUCGAGCAUGGAUCAUGCAAGAAGCAGUCCUCAACAAGAAUUUCAACAUCUGGUACGGGAAUGCCAGCUUUUCACUGCUUCAUCUGCAGGACUUCGUCUUGCUGGUACAGAGAGAGAGUGCCACUUGGAAUUUGAACUCCUGGCAAUCUGACGAUGGCAAGUCUGGUGUGAUAGCUGAUGACACAGCUAGGGCAUCUGGAUCAUCGCCAACAACCCGGGAUGAAGGCAGACUCAGACGUAAUUUUCUUCAAGUCGAUUCGAUGAUGCGCAUGUCUGCGUACUUGAAGAAGGGUAGUGUUCCGCCCGUGCGCGCCUUGAUGCUGGGUCGGAAUGCCGAUGCAAGUGAUCCUAGAGAUAAGGUAUACUCGAUCAUGGGUCUUGUCGAUGAUGAUUUUUCCAAAUUCAUGGCGCCUGAUUAUUCUGCUGCCAAUACGGUGGAAGCGGUGUACAAAAAGGCUGCCAAAUACCUCCUGAGUACUGAGCAUGGCAUGUCAUUACUUGGUCAGGCAGGCUAUUCGCGUGAAGGUCUUCCAUCGUGGGCACCGGAUUGGUCAUCGUUUCAAUUCUCCCCAUUUCCAAGAGCAUAUGCGGCCAGUGGGAAGUCUCCGGGAAAGGUUGAAUUCCAGACGCAAGAUGUCAUAUCUGUUCAUGGCGCCAUCAUCGAUCAAGUCCAAGACACGCUUCCAAAACUCAACUUCUCAUUCGGUGACGAUAUCAAACAGUUUGAUUUUCUAUCGGACGACAACCCAUUGGGAUGCGAUUCGUUCGUCGCGACCCUCUUAUUGGAUAUGAUGUUUACAGACAAAGUAACCAGUUUCUACGAGAAAGAAGCCUACCCCACAGGGGAAAAUUUGAAAGAUGUGAUUUGGAGGUCUCUAACCGCAGACUACAGUUCGAAACUUGACGGUCGGGCAGAAAGAAGCCAGGGAAGACUGGGAUAUGAUGCCUUUGGAAGUCUAUAUCGCGCACCUCAGCAAGGAGGGAGACAACCCAUACCAAAUAUUGAUGAAAGCACAGCAUCUAAAAUUGCAGAGGCGUACCACCUCGAAGCGCUAUUCAUCCAACAUGGAAGGCGUGGAUCAGUGACCAGAGGCCGAUACAUGGCAACACUUCCCGGUACGGCGAUGGAAAACGACGAGAUCGCGAUCGUUUAUGGGGCACAGAUGCCCUUGGUAUUGCGCCCAGUGGGAAAUGAUGCAGAUGGGCGAAGGUACAGGUUAAUUGGGCAGGCCUAUGUUCACGGUAUCAUGGACGGCGAGAUGAUCGAUUUCGAUGAAGAGACCAAAACCUUUGGUGUAAGAGGGAAGCACUCGGAAAUGCUUCGCAUUGUCUAG